Messenger RNA from Trypanosoma grayi, 315 nucleotides. RefSeq lists its product as hypothetical. Lineage: Eukaryota; Euglenozoa; Kinetoplastea; Trypanosomatida; Trypanosomatidae. Bases 1 to 315 code for a protein of 104 amino acids. The record is from RefSeq and is a predicted model, not a curated record. The transcript has a single exon.
AUGAUGCUUGAGAGUGCUGUUUCAGAGAAGGAGAGUCGCCUGUCCUCCUUCUUCCGCUGGACCAAGUCGUACGUGAAGCAUGUUGGCGCGGCGUACCUCGACUUCGCCGUCCCUGUGGCGCUCUUCUUCGUGUUCAACAUGGCAUUGGACGUGCAGGACACGGAACGUUUCGGCCUGGCGUGGAUGCACUACACGAGCAUUGACAACACGCAGGAGCGUGAAGAAAAGUUCCCUGCAUACGAGCCGAACAGCGCAGCGCAGCGCAAGCGCCUCGCGGCUGCCAGCACAACGGAAUACGUUGCCGCUGCGGCGUGA